GUCGAGUUUACUGUACUCGACUUCCCUGUUGCAGUAAAAACAUUAUAUGAAAGUCGAGUACCUUAUACUCGUCUUCCAGGUUAGGUUUAAAGUUAUAAUCAGGGUAAAAAGGGGAAUCCGACUUUGCUGUAAUCGACUUCACUCGCCUACUCUCUUCGAUAAACGUCUCUCUCUCUCCGGUGUCUCUCUCCGGUGUCCCUUUCCGUCCAUCAUUUUCCAACUCAACCAGCAGCAUGAUGAUAAAUCCUGGACCCAUUGAUGAUAGUGUAUUGACGGAACAAGUUAAACAUCGAUCUGAGUUACUGUGGAACCCUGGGAGAUAGGAUCCUCCUGGCAUACUGGAUUGUCGAAGUCGCCAUGAAGAAUUGGCACUUCGAGUUCCUAUGGUAGAUGAUCGUGUCCUUGCCAUUGUGAGGUUGCUUGGUCUAGAGGGUCUGCACUUGGUCCCAUCCAUACAGCUUGACCAUGCAUUGAUCACUGCAUUUGUAGAGCGAUGGCGCCCAGAGACCCAUACAUUCCACCUACCACAUGGUGAAAUGACGAUCACAUUGCAAGAUGUGGAAGUUAUCAUGGGGUUGCCCAUCGAGGGUGAGGCAAUGGUUGGGCUCAGUAAAAGAACUUGGACAGAUGUGUGUGCUGAAAUGCUUGGAAUUCAAAUUCCAAAUGGCCCUCAAAGUGUGCUAAAAGGUCAAAGGAUUUUGAUACCCGCACUUGUCGAAAGAAUCAGACAACCACUGCCUCUGGAUGCCAAUGAGAUUCAAGUUCAACAAUACGCUCGCUGCUAUAUCCUAGCCCUACUAGGGAAUAUGGUAUUUAUUGACAAGUCCGGAGAUAGGGUCCAUCUCAUGUGGUUAGAGUUUAUGCAGAACCUUCGUGAUCCACACAAAUAUAGUUGGGGUAGUGCAGCCUUAUCCUGGUUGUACAGACAGCUAUGCAAUGCAACUGACAAAAAGGCAAAGCAGAUUGGAGGACCAUUGAUUUUGGUCCAAUUGUGGAUAUAUAUCAGGUUUCCACAUAUGUCCCCACAGAUGGUGCCCCAACCUGAGGGUGUUUAUGGUCCACCACUACCACCAAUUCCUCUUGCUAUGAAGUGGGCAGGGGCGAUGACUACAAAGAAUGCUCCCACGCAUGUGCUUUCCGCAUAUCGCAAUCAAAUUGCUACGACACGACCCAACCAGGUUAAGUGGGAGCCAUAUGGACAUGACUUAAGCCACCUUCCUCCUAGUUUUUGCAUUGAAGGAAGUAGCGUAUGGAAGUCGACCGUUCCACUUAUAUGUUUUUGGCUUGUAGAGUUCCACCUACCCGAUCGUGUCCUACGACAGUUUGGGCUACAACAGGAACAACCCAGAGAUGCUAAUACCAAUCGCGAUUUGCACAAAAUAGAUGCGAGGGGCAAGGUAGAGAAAAAUUGGUCGAUGAUACAUGCAGUCCAUAUUCAGAAGUGGAAUGAUCGUGACGAGUACGUUUGUAAUGCACUCAGGAUGGAGGGGGUGAUAUCAUGUCAUCAUCCAUAUAUGGUGUGGUAUCGUAGGAUCACUCGACUGUAUAUCGACCGUGCUAGCGCUAAGAUGGAAAUUUUGCUUGCAACCCAACUGGCUGUCCUCAACUGGUUUAGUGAAGAAUCUUACGAAUACAAGUUCAUUAAGAAGGCCCUUGAGGAGGUGGAUGAGGUUGAUCGUAUUGAUGUGCCAGUCAAUGACGAAGUAGCAAACCAUACUGAAAUACCAGAUAUAGGGCCCAGUACGAGCUCAGUUGCUCCAGUGACAUGUCAUCAACCUGCCCCCACCCCUCCUUUGGCCACUGAGACCCCUGUUCCACCCGUGUCCACCCCUUAGGGCACAACCGGGCCUCCCAUGCCACCCAUCCCUCCCAUUGACAUUGGAUCUUCCUCGCGUUUUACCCAUACUGAAUUCGAGUCCUUCCCACACACCACCACCGUUGACCACAACUCACCCAUGGCCCCGUCCUAUAGCUCCCCCCAGACAGUUAUACCUACCCCUAGCCUUCAAACACCCCAUGUUGAGUUCAUGUCUACCAGCCCAAGUCAUACACAAUCACCUCAUACUUCCUCUACCUUGAUACAUGUUCCACAAGCCACGCAUCCACAUGACAGUGACAUUGAGCAGGGGCAACGUGACCAAGUUGAGCAGCCACAGGAUGCAAAUGCUCAUGCUGCACCCAAACGGAAAUCGACUCGCACCAUCCAACCAAGGAGAUGCGGCACAGGUUCCCAUCUGGUAACUGAGCAUGUUCCGGCCAAGCAGUACACUAGACGCAAUCAGAAAAAAAGUAAACGCGGAGAGGGUGCAGCCUAAUAUGUUAAAAUCCUAUAAGGGCUGUUGCAGUCUUAUUGUUAAUGCUAAUGGACAAUUUUGUGGGGUAGCUGAAAUGCAAAUUACUGGCAGCAAGAUAGAUGGGGUGGGCAGCAAGAAUAUGCAUCUGGGCAUUAUAGGAGUUAUUUGAUUUGUAUAGCAAAUUUUUUUAGAUUUUGUAUUGGAGGAUAUAUGGUGUUG
Molecule: messenger RNA, 2513 nt
Organism: Quercus robur (English oak)
Lineage: Eukaryota; Viridiplantae; Streptophyta; Magnoliopsida; Fagales; Fagaceae
Product: serine/threonine-protein phosphatase 7 long form homolog
Exons: 8
Coding region: 384-1835 (483 amino acids)
Biological process (GO): meristem development; meristem maintenance
Source: RefSeq, a predicted model, not a curated record